Oryzias latipes (Japanese medaka) is the source of this 7401-nucleotide messenger RNA. RefSeq names its product retinoid x receptor, beta a (gene rxrba). The record is from RefSeq and is a predicted model, not a curated record. Gene Ontology annotation, biological process: regulation of DNA-templated transcription. Gene Ontology annotation, cellular component: nucleus. Gene Ontology annotation, molecular function: nuclear steroid receptor activity; sequence-specific DNA binding; zinc ion binding. Lineage: Eukaryota; Metazoa; Chordata; Actinopteri; Beloniformes; Adrianichthyidae.
GAGAGGCACAAGGAUGCAGGAUCAGAGGAAGCAAAGGCACAGAGGGUGAAAGAUGGAGAAGUAGGACAAGUGCGGUCAGACGUCGACAGCAAUGCAGCUAAAAUUCGACCCAGAACGGAAGGAGGAUGGAUGAGAGGCGGGGAUGCCUGUCGCACAUACAUGUGAGGCACAGCAUGGCCACGCAACCCACCACCAGGCUAUAAGGGCCAUGCUGCACUGCACUGCAGGGAUUUGGGGGCUUGAAUUUAACGAGCCGUCUUUGGUUUCCCUAACCAUCUCCGGCCCGGGCCUCAGUCCGCGGUCUCGAGUUUGAUAGCGGGCUGGAAAAGACGGAAGAUCUUCAGCUCAGCGCUUAAGACAAGCCCCUGUGUCCCAACCACCAUCAUGGGAGACAGCAGAGAUUCUCGCAGCCCGGACAGUUCGUCUGUGUCUUCCCCUCCCUCUGGCCAACGGUCACCUCCACUUGGUUCAUCAGCAGCAGCUUCCAUGACCUCCCUUCCACCUAUCAGCACCAGCGGUGUCAACAGUCCAGUCAGCAGUAUCGGCUCCCCCUUUUCAGUUAUUAGCUCAUCAUUAGGCUCGCCCUGCCUUCCUGGCACCCCUUCAGUUGGUUAUGGCCCAAUUAGCAGCCCGCAGAUCAACUCAACUGUUUCCAUGUCAGGGCUUCACACAGUAAGCAGCUCAGAUGAUGUAAAACCUCCACUGGGCCUAAAGCAGCUGUCAUCUCACAGCCCAGGGCCAAUGCUCUCCCAGAAACGGCUGUGUUCCAUCUGUGGAGAUAGAUCCUCAGGUAAACACUAUGGUGUUUACAGUUGUGAGGGAUGCAAAGGAUUCUUCAAACGAACUGUAAGAAAAGACCUGACCUACACCUGCCGGGACAACAAAGAUUGUACAGUGGAUAAGCGACAGAGGAACCGCUGCCAAUACUGCCGCUACCAGAAGUGCUUAGCCAUGGGCAUGAAGAGAGAAGUGGCCAAGAUGAACGACAGAUCUGUCCAAGAGGAAAGGCAAAGAAAUAAGGAGCGUGAGGGCGAGGUUGAGUCCACCAGUGCAGUGAACGAGGAAAUGCCAGUAGAGAAGAUUUUGGAAGCGGAAAUGGCUGUAGAGCAAAAGACAGAGCUUCAUUCAGAUGGAGGUUCAGGUGGCAGUUCUCCCAACGAUCCUGUCACCAAUAUUUGCCAAGCUGCAGACAAGCAGCUCUUCACCCUGGUGGAGUGGGCCAAGAGAAUCCCCCACUUCUCUGAGCUGCCUCUGGAUGAUCAAGUUAUUUUACUGCGUGCAGGGUGGAAUGAACUCCUGAUUGCAUCCUUCUCCCAUCGCUCCAUUUCUGUAAAGGACGGGAUUUUAUUGGCCACUGGCUUGCAUGUCCAUAGGAAUAGUGCCCAUAGUGCUGGUGUUGGAGCCAUUUUUGACAGGGCGCACAAUGCUGAGGUUGGGGCCAUAUUUGAAAGGGUUUUGACAGAGCUUGUAAGCAAAAUGAGAGACAUGCAAAUGGACAAGACAGAGCUGGGCUGCCUUCGUGCAAUCAUCCUCUUCAAUCCAGAUGCUAAGGGUUUGUCCAACUCGAGUGAGGUGGAGCUUCUGAGAGAAAGGGUGUAUGCGUCUCUUGAGACUUACUGCAAACACAAAUACCCUGAUCAACAGGGCAGGUUUGCAAAGCUCCUGCUGCGCCUCCCGGCCCUGCGCUCCAUUGGGCUAAAGUGUCUGGAGCAUUUGUUCUUUUUUAAACUGAUUGGUGACACGCCCAUUGACACCUUCCUGAUGGAAAUGCUCGAAGCCCCUCACCAGCUAACUUAAGAGGAGCCCCGAUUAGUCCAGUCAGGAGCCGAUGCACAGCAAGAUUCUCAUGAUGGCUUCCUGUGUUUGGGCUUUGGCUCGUUUUGUUGGGCCUUGCUUAACUGCAGCACCUGCUGGGUUAAUUCACCAGCACACACACAAAAAGACGCACACAAUUCUUAUCAACAUUGUGUUUUGUCUUGUCAUCCAUACAUAUUACACACACAAGGAUUCUUGAAAUUCCAUACAUAUUGUGACGUACAAUGUAAUUAAUAUCCAGAUAAGAUGGCUUGGAAUUAAUAUAAUAUUACAAAUACACACGCAUGCAUCUUCACCAUCGUUUCCCUUUCUCACACCCACCACAAUGACCAUAAUUAAGGAAUAUGGUUGUUGUUGUUUUUUGUCUCAAAUUAGACAGUAAAUGUCUUAAUCUUAGGUUAGGCUUCAUUUAUCACAUCUUUAGCUCACAGUCGAUUUGUGCAUCUACUUGACUGGGAUUUUCUUUUACUAUUACUUUAGUUUGUUUCGGUGACAUCUACCUGCACCUCGUAUUGUAUUCAUCACUAGCUAGUUGGGUAUCUGUGUGGGUUAAGCUUCAAAUCAGGUACAUCACAUCUAGAUCUGCUGACCACCAUCAAAGAAAUUCACUUUAAUAAUUGUUGUGCAAAGGACAUGCAAACACCCAGUGAACUAAUCAAAUCUGGACAUUUUUAUUUUUUUUAUUUUGAUUUUUUUAAUGCAGAAACUUCUUUAAGUUUCUAUUUUUAAAGUACUGUACUCAUGAAAUGAGAGCUUUUUCUAAGGCAUUGAAAUCCAGGAAAGGGCCUGGGAGCACUUUGUUAAACAGAAAAACAUAGUCCCUCCCACCCUGAUGCGCACAGUGGGCUUUGUGAGAUAAGAAUAUUGACUUGAAUUUUGUUUCCUUAAGUUUAGAUUUGACCCUUUUUCUUUACUUUGGCAGGUGUUUGGCAUUUUUUUAUCAGGUUGUGGCUCAGCAACCGAUGAAGCUAAAUGAAAAACUUGUUUUUAUUCUCUUAUUUUAUCUAUUUUUUCCCCCUAAAAUGUUUCUUUUUCUGUUUGUCAUAAAUGCACUUUUGUGAGUCGUAACUGUGUAAACGCCCCCAUUUUUUUUUUUUUAGAAAUGACCAUCUUUUCUCAGUUUUCUAAAAGAAUGUAAUGGGUAAACUGUGUAGGGUUUUCCUAUUUCAUCAUCAGUUUGUUGUUUUACUGCUCAACAAUACUAACCACCAGGUUGAAUGUUGUGGUUUCCAACAGUUCAGGUGCUUUGUUUUAGCAUCAAACACAAGUUUUGCAUCUAUUGUGAUUGGAGGAUUUUUUUGUCCAUCUGGGGUUUGUGAACACACAACCAGACAUCUUGUAUUGGGACUGUGUGGCUAUAAGUCUGUUGAAUUUCCUAGCAAGCAAUCAUUGAAAAUGUAUUUAAUGUUAGGACGUUAAAACAAAUACAAUACUUUUUGAACUGAAUAAGAAUUAGAGGUGUACUGUAGAAAAAAGGAAAUUCUUCAAAGGAAAUAUACUGAUGCUUAUGAAAAAUGAGUCAUGUUUUUAUAGUAGGACAUACUGUGUUUUUGACAUUUUUUAACGUAAGCAGCUUUUUUUAAUGUUCAUGAAAGUCGUAUGCAUGAGGAAUUUAAGAAGUAGCCCUUUAAUCUGUCCUAUCAAUACUUAAAUGGAACUGACAACUUGGAUAAAACUGGAAAGUGAAAUUAGACUGAUAUAGUUUAGGAAAACUGAAACAAUAAUUUCUCCUGGUGGUCAGUGUAUGUUUGUGCAGUCAUCUCUGUGAUUUGGGGUGUUGAAUGUUGUCUUGUUGUAAUGCCAUAACGAACAGUAUUUUGGAAAUCCUACACAUACUACCUGCCACAAUUUAAAUGUUAGUGGUUGUGUGUUGGGUCACUGCUUGACACCAUUGUAGGAGAUUGAAAUAAUACCAAAAAGAAAAACCACAAAGGAGGGGGAAAUCCAAACAAGGGCCUGCCAAACUAAAGAAAGUGAUGGCUUCAAGAUUUUUUUUUUCUCAACAUUAAACUUGUUUUCCACGUAGUAAAAUUACCAUGAAACUGUAGUUGAGCCCAGGGCAAAACCACACCUCAUCGCUGCUUUGCACCGACUCCUGCCGUCGUUUCCACUUGUCUUGAUUGACCUGACUUUGUUGAAAGUGGCACUUGACAUUUACUGUGACCGAAGUUUACCGAGUAACUAAACCGGAGUAUUGCAGUCAAAAGUCAAAUGCAGCUACCAAAUCAAAAAAUGGCAAACCACGAAUUCAAUAUAUGUUCAAAGUUAUGCAAUACUGGGGUACAGACAGAUUUGUUGUAGUAAGUAUUACAAAAUUGUAGUACAUUAGCAACGCCAAUCAUCUAGUAAAAAAUUAGAGUGAUCUCACACUUUGCAGUAUCGUGUUCUGGAGCAGACCUCUACCAGGUGCUACGUCAUUGAUGUGUCUUUUAGUUUAAGACUUGCACAUUUACAUCAAUGCACUCUAUAUGCAAGUUUGUAGUCAAAUUAGAAAUGAAUUCUAUAUUUCAAAAGUGUCGAUCUUUGUGACCCCAAAUCCCUUUGUCAUGGACUGCCAACCACAGGAAAUGACUAUCAAGUUGCAUUUUGACUGUGGCUGAUUAGACUUUGUUCUUCCAGAAACGGCAGUGUUUUUCUAUUUUAGUAAGACGUUCAUGAAUUGUAGGAUCUUGGAAAAGUUUGUGGCGUUCAGAAUGAGCAGUAAGAAACCUGCCAAUCUAAUAGUUCAAAUUCUUCUCAGUGAGAACCUUUGGCCUCUCUCAUGUGAUGUGGAUGCAGAGGCUGACAACAGACCUGUAAAACAGGCGUUCAUCUUUUUUUAAUGUGAGAGAAAGUUGAUGUAAACUUUUGUUCUUAUUUUGCUUCUCAAUUGUCAUCCCCCAAGACACUUGGAGGGAGAAUUCAGCCCCUUAUGCAACAUGACUGACUAAUGUUGUUUUUGAAAUGUUAAAAAAAAAGUGAGUUGGUGACCUGCUCACAAAUUAGCAGCACCAGUGAUCUUUUAUUGGCUGAAGUUCAGUCUGUGUACUAGUGAGUGAAUCAGAUGACUUGAAUGAGUAAAAUGUUAUGGCCUAUAAGCUUUUUCAAUGAUUUACAUUAUUGUUUGGCCAUCAUGAAACGGUUAAGCUGAUAGAAGAAGAAAUAAGGUAUGUGACUGCUGCCCAAAAUGAGCUUUAUCCUCUGCUGUGGCUCAGAGGUGACUUUAGGAAGUGCUCAGUUGGUUGAUGUCUCAGAAGCUUUCUUUCUUCUUUUAAUUUUUUUAACUUGUCCUGUCCAACAGCCGAGCAAACAGAUGAGAGCUGAAGGCCUCUUGUGUUGGACAUAUUUUACUUUAACAACAGGGGGUUAACUUUCUUUGUAGGUUUUCAGUUUCACGGUUUUCUCUGUUAAAUGUUUGGGCCUCCUGCACCCUUUUUAUACGUGGGGGCAGGAAGUGUUGGAGUCGCUAAGAGUUUGGAGUGACUACUACAUCUAUAAACUGCUCACACAAAGCUGGAUGAGGAGAUAAUCAUCUCUGUUAUCACGUACCGUUUUCAAUAUGCAGCUUUUGAAUCAUAUUUAGUCUUUUUUUCCUGAAAUAUGCGCUUUCUGCCAUUUUUUUAGAUUGAGUGUAGUCUGUGAUGUGAUUUUAAUGGGCAGUGAAAUCAAUUACCGUUCCCAUCCAUUAUAAUCGUGAUGGUUGUAAGUUCUCUUAGUUCUUUACGUUUUACUUUUUGAGCUUCGAUUACUUUUCAGUGGAAAAAGCUAUUCAGUUACUGCAGGUUUUGUAGUUGAGCCUCUUGUAGCUGAGCAGGCGUACUCAUUUAACAAAGGCUGGUGGCUGGGUUUUUCGAUUUUUUUAGACAGAUGAGGAAUCUGUCUGCAGCUAUGCCUUUAUAAGUGGCAGAAACUGUAACUUUGGCUGUGACUUGCCAGUUGUAAAUGGAUAAAUUGGCUGUGUAGAAUAACUGGAGGGUAUUCGGAAGAGGACGACCUGUUGCUACGUCAGCACAGCCUUGCCUCUUUCCUCUCGUUGUUCUGCUCUCUUUUGACUGCUUGGCUUAUUCAGUGACUCGUGUGGGCUCAAAAUGAUUGGGCUUUGUUUUAGUAUUGGGAUAUUAAAAGCAAACCGUUGAAUCUUGGAUUGUUUGAGGAUGUGAAACUUUUACUUCGAGUGAGUGUUGGCAAGAUGCAGAGAGGGGAUUCAGUGCCGCGUGUCCCUUCUUUGCUAACUUUACUUGACGGGAGAGCUGCAGCGAUCAGCGGCCGCUACGGAAAACCGUUGAAUCAACUGCACUGCCCAGAUUUGUUAUUACAGCGGUGUGCACUCAAGGCAGACACAUGCUGUGACCUUUUGACUGUGUAACAGUAUUGUUGUCAGCUUCUUUGUUACAUUUUGGAAUUUCUUGCAUUUUGAAGAUAAAGACAAUUGAUUAUGUUCUUCUUUUUUUUUUAACGAAUCACAAUUUAUGACUGAAGACUUACUUGAUCAUCGUGUGUAGAUUAGACAAGAGGGCGGCGUUCUUCCACGUCCCCUGGAGCCAAGGCGCAGCCUGAUGUAAUCGGUGAGGUGAGGAUUAUUGUGUGCUAUGCAGUCCAGAAACCUCCUCCCUCACUGUUUUUGUUUAGAAAUCACUGCCAAGCUGAAUGCAGCCAUCUUAAAUGCAGGCCCACUGGGCUGUGGUUGCCUCUGAUGUAUGUUGUGACAUUUGUGUGGCACUCUGAUGUGCUGCGCCUCAGCCUGUGCCAUUCUGAACAGGAGCCCCAACCAGAUUGGAACGGCACGUUUUGUGGCGAGGGGUGGCCUGGUUACUGGGUGCAGUAGUCCAGAGUGUGGGUCCUCCUCCCCAGGUGCUAGAGCCAUGAAUUGAUGCUUUUUAUCGGGUCUCAUACCAUGAGAACAUACAUAUGAUUAAAACAAGAAUAGAUUGACUGGGCUCUCCUAGUUCUGAACCUGCUCUUCAGCUGGUUUUGGUUGGAGAUUUUUUUAGCCUGGUUGUUGACCUAUUUUUGUUGCUGUGACAUAUGAUAAAAAAAAUAAAUGGUCUUUACUAUUUUUGGCAAAAAAGGGGGCACACCUUGGUAUUAUCCAGUUGUGGUAGAAGAACAUUUUCUGAGGAGUUGGCUUAAUUUGUUGCUCUCCUGAAGAAGGAGGGGAGUGAUGGCUUUAAAGGAAAAAGGAGAAGUGAGGAGGCUUAGAGAACAUGGAGAAGGUGUUGAGUGGUUGACUGAAAGGAAAAACAAACAUUUAUUUCCCAGUAGAUCUAGGAUCUUCCUAUUGUUUACUUAAAAUCCUUCACCCACUGUUUCUUUCUCGUUUCCUGUCUUCUGCUUUUCCAACUUGCUGUUCACUUCUUCUUUAUAAAGUAUUAAAUGCAAGAACUGUAAAAUCAGAAAGAAAUCUGUCACUCUUUUGUUUAAUAGUCUCCUUUCUCUUGUGUCUGUCCUUUGUCCUGUUUGUAUUCUACUCCAUUGUAAACGUGGAGUGGAUUGACUAUUGUGUGCUUUGGGGAUUGAAAGAAGAAAAAUAUGAAUAAUUAUUUUCAGUCAUUAAUUCUGAAUCUUGUUUCUGUUGUAUCAUGUCUGAGUAAAAGUUUUAAUACUGUA